CCAAAUCGGAUUCUCAGUUGUCCGCGAGCAGUGCAGUGGACUGGACCUUUUCGUUUUAACUGUGGUGUGACCGGGAAAACCGUGAGAAAGUACGGCGCGCGCGACCUGUUACGGUUGUAGACACGUUCCGGGCGCUAGAUUUUUCCUUUGAUCCCGUUGUUGUACACUUUCUAUACUUUCUAUACCGAGACGACGAGGCAGCGGAGGAAUAUAACCGCAUUUGUACUCCCCCUUCUAUGUGCGAUUUUUUUGCGCUAGUCCUUGCGCUUUAGCUUUGGUCUAGAGGUGGUUGUUCUGUGAGGGUGAAAGUCGGAACUUCGUGCGGAAAAAAUUGGAUAUAUCCGCACAUCGGUGAAAAUGUAGUUAAACGGCGCUUUCCUUGGGAUAGAAAAGUGUGAGCGAGAUUGUGUGUAUAUUCUUCAAGGGGAAUUGUGGGACGGUGUGUCCUUUCGGAGGAAGUGAAUUCUACUUGUGUAGCAGAUGUGAUUAGGCAAAAAAGCAAACGUAAAACCAAUAUUAUUCCGCCCUAAAGCGAUAUGGUAGUAGAAUUGGAAUAUUCAAAGCAGUUUGAUCUUAUUUAAAAGUUGAUUGAACAACGAUUGAUCGCGCGAAACUUUCGGAUCGUUGCACAGCACAGUCAAUGUUUCAAUCAUUAAUGGUUCCACCCACAACCGUCACCCACUACUGGGUGGGUGGCUUUAUUCAACGGCGAUUCGGUGGUUGCUUUCUAGCUGGAUAUCAAAGAGCCACGACGACGAUUGAUGCCGCAGUGUAAAUCCUGCGACGAGAUAAUUUGAAGCUAUACUUGUGUAAAUUAAUCCCUUGGAGAUUCUCCCGGCAACCGGCUGCUGUUACGAAAGGGGAUUCAACCUACUAUUAUCAUCAGUGUGUUUGGUUACUAGUCCAGGGGACCCCCCAGUUAUUUCAUUCCUAGACGGGAGCCUGAUUAUUGUGUGAGGUUUGUGACCACAGACCCCUCCCCUUCUGGAAACGGCUAUCGCCGCCGCUAAUCCCAGUGAAAAAGUUUUCUGAUAUAUAGUGUUACCGAGUUUAUUUAUUUAAGUUAUUUAUUCAUAAGCUUAAUUUAUUACACAACACAACAAAUCCACCAUGGCUAUGACAACAACAACAACGAAAACAACAAAACUAACGCCCAGAAGUAUGCCUCGGUGUGUGGCGGUCAUCGUUUUGGUGCUGGCGCUGGGGUUGUUCCAAGGACCUGCUGCUGUUGACAGUGCCAGAACCACCUUCGGAGGGCUGGUCGCUCCCAUCGAAGUCAUCGAGGAGUGGGGAUGUUACGACACCGAAAUUCGACUAACUUGUGCCAGUCUGGAGUCUAGAGUGGCCAUUCUGGAGGCCAAAUUCGUCCCCCGGUGCACCGAGGAACGGCCCGAAGAUUGUGUGCACGUGGAUGAACAGAGCCUGGCCCAAUCGUACGCUGCCCGGAAGGUGGACAAAUUGACGCUGGAAGAGCGGGAAGCUGGACAGCGGUUUCUCCAGACGCUCCGGAGAAAUCACGAGCACAAACAGCAGAAGAAAUGGCACCAUGAUGGUAGCAAGAAUGGUGAAACGAUGCCGACAGUUGAAGCGGUCCAGUCUUCCCCGGUGCCUUCCGGUGGUUUUGUGGGAUCACCGGCUGCUGGACCACCACCGGCAAACGGCACCACCAGCAUCGUCCGGGUCAAUGCCAAAGAUAAACGAAGCUCCCUGAGGGCCACUUUGGAGCACCUGAUUGUUCGCUAUUUGCGGCGGAUUACCACUGAUGGGGAAGAUGAAGAGGAGGACGAGAUUGGCGGAUAUGAAUCGACCGAUUCGGUACGAUACCGUCGACAGGCCGCCCUGCUGGAUGUGAUUAUGAAUGGUACAAGCUCGGAUGAAGAGGAGCAGGAUGACAACGGAAGCUUUGCGGCUCGGGCCAAUGUCACCGGAAAUGAAGGGCCGGACAGUUUGGUGGAUAUCACAUUGCUGACCAAUGAUUCCGAUAUUGGCAACGAUAGUAGCAUGACCAGUGCCAGUAGUAGAAGUAGUGAUUGGGGUAGGGAAGAGGGGCCACGGGAAGGGGAGGCCACAAAGAUUCCGACUUCGACUUCGGAAAGUGCAGUGACAAGUGUGUUGCCAGUCUCUGCUGCUGAGCCAGUAGUAGUUGAUGAGAAAAGUUCCAAAUUAGUGAUUGGUGGUGGGGGUGGUGGCAAACAUCGUCAUAAAGGCCACAAGAAGCCAGAGUGUACCAGUAUUCGCAAACGGAUUUCACAGCUGGAUCGAUUUGAGUUGGAGAAAUCAAUGCAGAAUGAUUCCUUGCGGGAGUACAACAUUCGGAAUGCACUCAAUUACAGAUGUUCCGGCAAGAAUCAUUGCAGCUUCGUUUUCUCCCAGGACCACCCGUUUGCGGUCGUCUGGCGCGAGGGAACCGUACGUGUCAAAUACAUCUGCAUGGAUGAUUUUCGCAUUAGCAAGUACUGCGACGAACAUUUGAUAAUCGGCAACGAACGGCGCUGGGAAAAGCGCCGGAAAAAUCAGCAUCAGUCGGCAGCAGCCGGAGGGAACCGUUCCACUUCGGGCACGUCACCGCGGGACGUUUCCGUCGUUGGCUCGGAUGCGGUGAUGGCUGGAACCGGCGACGUCCCCCGAGAGGGCUCCCUGAACGAUACCAACAAGUUCCAACAGCAGCGGCAUCAGCUGCUCCUGGAAGUGCCACGGGACCGGAACUAUUACGGAGAUAACGUUAACGACCCGGUUAGUUUUACCGGGGACCGCAAUCAGUGGAGUUACGAUGGCGGUGGACAGACACCGCAGGACGACGUCUACUACAACGGAGAAGAUUAUUCCGAAGAGCAGAACCCGGAUGACGGCUAUGGCGAUGCCUAUGGGACCAACUACGGCAGGAAUGGCAACGAUGGCGCUGAUGACGAUUAUGGUGAUGUUGACGAUGACCAGUACAACGAUGUGCCGGCCGGGGAGCCAAGGGUUGAGGCUGUGAUCCAGCAGCAGCCCAGGCAGCAGUUCCGGCAGAUGCGCGCCUUCCACAAUCUGAAAAUACUGAAAACUUUCCCCUCGGAAACGGCAGAACUUCCAGUGAACGAAACUGAAAACCAGCAGCGACCACCAUCGGUGCCGGCAGAAAGCAGCGAUACAAUUGACCGGAAGCGGCAGAAAGUUUUCUCCCAGGAUUUCCGAGUUCUAAAAAUUCUGCCAAGCAACCUAGACCAGGUAGAGGACAUCAAACAAAUUGGCAACGAAUACUUCUUCAAGAAGGACAUCGAAGUUGUGGACGACGCGGAAAACGAAAUCGCAUCCGACAUAAAAAGCAACGCAACGAACAACCAAUUUACAGAAACACUGGACAUUGUGGUUCUUCCUCCGCCAACGAAGGACUCCGAUGUGUACGACAAUGAAGAAUUCGAAGAUGUUACUCCGGACGGGAUCGGCACUAGAAUAACCACCUCUAACGCUGGUAGAUCAAGUCAGUUGCUUCCAAGCACACCAACGACGAUUCCGUCCGGAGUUCAAAGCACGCAUCAUUACACUGAAAACCCAAGUUCAAAAACCCCAAUUGAUGUAUCUCCAACAUCAAAUCUUGAACCAAAGUCGACAAUUUCCACCCUUGGGCCACCAACGUUAACGAGCACUAGAGGUGUUGCCGAAAUAUAUUUGGAAGCCUAUCCGGACCUGAAGUCCAACGAAAUCGAAGGAGAGGACGGUGAACGGCCGAAUAAAAGCAUCGAAGCAUCGGCGAUCGAUGAGAGUAGCUUCAGCUUCAAUAACAAAACGUUCCGAAAAAUGAUGGAAGGAAUACACGGCAGCGAAACGGCCGAUGGUCGACAGGAGGAGAACGAGGAGGAUGAUUCAGAGGACGACGUUGAGGAAGAAGACGACUAUGACGAAGAAGAUGAGGAGGACGGCUAUCCUGACGGUGAAAGGCGUGGCCAUAAAAAGUAUAUCAGUAUUCAGCGCACGCUUCUAAAGCACCCUCUGCGCCAGGGCUUCCUGAUGACGCCCGGUUAUCCCAAGUACUACAUCGGUGAUAGUGUCUGCCGGUGGACACUCUACGCUCAGCGGCACCAAAAAAUUAGGUUAACUAUACUAGAUUUAGCAUUGCGGUUCGAUGAACCAUGUAGAGAUUACGUUGAGAUCAGGGAUUUGAACACAAAUCAGACCCUGUUUAGCAGUUGCGCCGAGAGCACGCGCCCUAUUGUGGUGGUGAGCGCGCAGGAACGUGUGGAAGUCAACGUGCGAACGACAACUAAAGUGGCCUAUCCUAAACGGGGAGUGCUGAUACACUAUUCAGCUCUCGGCUGCGAGUUGCCGUCGCCGACACCGCCGCACAUGACGCUGGUCCGUCGAAGCGAGCACCGCGCGAAGUACGUCUGUGAUCCCUUGUUUGUGUUUCCCGACACAGCUGAGCCCAGUCGCGAGCUGGUCUGCACUUCCAGGCACACGUGGAACCGUCCGUUGCCGGCCUGUGUUGAAAAACGAGCCACCGAAGGAAGUGGCCUAGUAUCUCAUUACGAGCAGAAACGGAAGAUAAGUGAUUUGGACGAAAUGUCUGACAAAAAAGCGGAUACCAUUUACGAUAUCCUGAUCCCGUCGCUGAUCAUCGCCGCUCUAUUUAUUGUUAAUGGCAUCGUGUUCGCGGUCAUCAUGCGCUACAGGAACAGAAGAAAACAACGCCUUGAACUAGACAGUAAGGAACUAGCGGAACUGUAAACGUAAAUCAACAAAAAAAACACCUGAGCAUAACCCAGUAACAACAACGUCCACGUCCAUCAUCUCCUCAUUACCCAGCCCAGAGUAGAACAAAAAAUAAACGUUCCCACGUCUAAAACCAAACCUGUUUCGAAACUAAAAAUAACUUGAAGACAAAUGUCCAGAAUUCCGGAGGGGGCAAGAAAAUUUUGUGAAAAAAAGUGCAAAUUGUGCUACCCCAAAAACAAAGCCAGAGAGGGGAAAACAAAAGUAACAAACAUUGUAAAACAAAAGAAGCAUGAACACAAACAGAAAGAAUACUCAAAAUUACAAGUAGAAAAUGCAUGUUCGUCAGAAACAACGACUAAGAAAGGAUACAAUGAAGUCAUUACCGCAUCAUCUUCAUCGGGGGUCAGAUGAGGGGGGACUCAGAGGAAAAGGAAAACAGAUUUGAGCAUCUUCCUCUCAUUUUUAGUUAAACUCUCAUCUCGACGAGGCAUUGUUGCUUUUUUUGGUUCAGAACUUUUUGGAUUAUGUCGUCGUCGUCUGGAAGAAUUCUUCUGAAACUACUAGCUACUAUAUUCAGUCGGAAGCUGACGAAUGCUUUUCCGGCCUCUAAAGAAUGCAUGUCCUUCAUGUUGUUGUUUUUCUUCUCUGAAUGAAACGCCUUCAUUAUCUCUGAUAGAAUGAAAACAAAGAAUAAUAUCUACGUUUCAAGGACACGGCCAAGAUCAUCGGCAGCUGCAUUCGGUCCCAGUAGAUACCUGACGGAAAAAACGACAGCCAUCGUCUUUUGAUUACCUCAUGGAUACUACAUGGAAAUCAUCAUAUCAUUCACAUAUUUAUGGCAGUGGAAGACGAUUCAGGGUGACGAACACCCUUCUAAGAAGAGCCGCAUCACUUGUUAUCGUUAUCAUUCAGCACCCCACCAACAUAAUCGAAUCGGUCAUGUUUUGGCAUCCCGUUCUUCUCGCGCCAGGUAAGUAUAUUUAAAAAUAAAUAUCAGCAAUACAGUUCAAUUAUGAUAAUGCCACACACGUACGCAUCGGGAAGACUUGAGAGAUAAAAGCUAAGAGAAUGUAUCGAAGAACAAAAAUUCGGAACAAAAUGUGUUUCGACAAAACAACGCCUGCGAGAGUUAUUCGAGUUAUUAGAAAAGAAUGCAAAACCAAAAACGAAACUUGCAACUGCAAACAAACAAAAACUAAAAAGCUGAAAACAAAUUGUCGUAGUUUAAUAAUUGCUUGUGCAAAACGAAGUAAAAAGUAAUUACCAAUUAUUAUUACAUAAAAAAAAGUCUAUACACUUUCAAGUACCGCACCACGGUCACUAUUUUGCACGCUGAUCAAGCAAAACAAAUAUAUACAUAUACACACACCCAAUUUGCAAACUCUUAUUGAAAUCCCAAAAAAAAAACAAAAACUUAAAACGAUGAACAAAGUGUUUAUAUGAAAGAUUUAGAAACAAGAAAAAAAACAAACGUAUUUAUAUAUCGCUUAUUGUGCUAUAACAGGUAUUCGAUGAUCUUUGAUUUUAAAACAUUUUAUAUUGUGAACUAUUUUCUUUUCUGUCUUGGUAUCAAGUACUGCGAAAAUGCUUAACAAAAACGUUUCUAAAUUUGUACAAGCAAAUUACUGUUCUAGGCGGCUGAAAUCAAAAUUGUCGAACGCUUCUUCGUUGGAACAAACUUUAGAAAAACCACUAUUGAAACUGGAUGCGACCAAGGAAAGAAUUUGAAAAGUUAUUUGAACGAAAUUCUUUCUAUCAGUUGAAGAUUGUUUUUAAAUUUAUUUACAUUUUUUUAAUUGAACAACAUUUUGGUUAAUUGGAUGUGGUUUUUACUCAACACAGUAACAACCUUAGAAUAGUUUUUCCUUUCUUCAAUUAUUUUCUAUUAAUUUUUGAAUGAUUAGUAAUUAGUUAUUUGUAAAUUGAUAUACAAUCUUAUCCGAGUUCAAUCUUUGGUUCAACUCAAAAAUAUUUCAACGAAAGUAAACGGUUCAAAACAUAAACCACAGGUAAAAAAGUUCACAGAAAAGCAACAAAAAAGCAAGCAGAAUCAAGCCAAAGAUUAGAUGUUACUUACAAACAAGCAAACAAACAAAAACAACGGAUGAGCUGUAUCUUUAAUAUUUGAAAGCAAAAUACAAAACGCCUAAUUUAGAUAAAAAAAACGUGUAAUUUUGCUACCAAAUACACUUUUUAGGAUUUUGUAGUUUUUCGAUUAGUUCACACAACUUGUACGAACAGGUAAAAUCUGAGAACAGGCAUGCAUGUUAAAAAGUAAAAAAAAAAUGCUGACAAAAAACAGGGAAAGUUUAUUUGUUGAAAUGUGUGUAGAGGACAGACAAAAAUAUUGGGAACAGCUCAGAGUGAAAGUGACAAACUAAACGAAGAGCAGAACAGUUGUACAGAAAAAAAGUAAACGUGAAAAAUUAAACGUAAAACAAAUUUUCACCCUUUGUUUAGCCAUCAAUGAUGAACAGACGAUUACAAGAAGAGGUUGUAAUCAUUUUUUUUUUAUUUUUUUUUUUCUGUACGGAAAUGUUUUCUCCUCGUUGUAUUUAUGACUUCUUGACACCACUACUAACUAAUUGUAACCUUGUAGUUAUUUUCUUGAUUUUCUAAGAAAAUAUUACUUUGUCCGAAAAUGAUAAUUGUACUUCCGCGCUGAAAUAAAAUUGAAAAAAAAAAAUAA
Uranotaenia lowii is the source of this 7381-nucleotide messenger RNA. RefSeq lists its product as uncharacterized. NCBI's taxonomy places the organism in Eukaryota, Metazoa, Arthropoda, Insecta, Diptera, Culicidae. The record is from RefSeq and is a predicted model, not a curated record. The transcript is spliced from 12 exons. The coding region runs from base 1111 to 4704 and encodes 1197 amino acids.